GCAUCGAUGGUAGGUCUCUUGCAUAUCUCUUGGAAGGCCUCUUCUUCCAUGGAAUUCCAAGUAAGGCAUGAAAGGAGUGUCUAGGGCUACGAUGGUAGGUCUCUUGCAUGUGUCUUGGAAGGCCUCCUCUUCUAAAGAGAUCCAAGGACGGGAUGGAAGGAAUGUUGAGUGCAUCUUGCCAAAAUUCAAUGCGAUCAACCUUUCUAGAUACAAAGCGAUGAGGCUUAGUAUAAAGUCCCAAUCCAUUGCUGCCUUUACCACUCGAUCAUCUGAGUCCUUGAUCACUCAUCUGGGAUUGCAUCUGCAAGAAGAAACUUUGCUAGCGUAUUCAAUUGAGUCCAGAACCAAGAUGUCUUCAAUCAGCAGUAGCUUAGCUGAUAUCAUUCCGUUUACUUCACGAGCGCUUCAUAAGUUCUACGAACCUCUUGUCCUUCUUGAAGCUCUCAACGUUGCGGCAAAAGAAGCAGCAGGAUACCCCACAACAGCCGAGUCUCCUGUAAUCAAGGACAUCAAAGAACUGUACCAUACUUUCGUGUACAAGCUUGCUCAUGUCUGUGACAACGUCAAAGGCGGCCAUCAUGGAGGGUCCAUCACAUCUAUUAUGAUACUUUGCAAUACUUCUGGAAUUAUUCAAUACUACUUUGCAUCGAACAACAGAACACAAGAACAACUGGAGACCACAUCAAACUUCAUUGAUGACUUGCUACAACAGCUCAAGGGGCUACGAAGGAGAUCCUCAAACCAAGGUCUACUUAUUGACCCAGUACUCCAAUCUGUGCUGCUCUUCAACCAACCAAGGAUCACUGUUUAUUUGAAACGACUAGAUUUCCAGGCAAGAGAAUGCCUAAAGAAUUAUUCGAGCCUAGAGCCGGAAGAGAGUAGAUCGAUAGCCCACGCGAUCAGCGACUUCCUUAGUUCUGCCAGACCUGAGACCCCGAUACCAGUUGAGGGACCAGAGUUCGUUACCAGGUGCAAAGUGUUGAUUGACCAACUCAUUACCAUGCGCCAAUCCCAAGUCGGUAUUUUGAUCGAGGCGCGAGCGCGUGAGGGGCGUAUGCUGGGCUAUAGAAGCCAGGAAUGCUGGUCAGAAUUCCAACAUACCAUGAGCCGCAUUCUAGCCUAUCCCCAAUCCGUUCAGUUCUUGCGAAAAGCUCGGAAGAAUUGGCCCGAACUCUUCGAGGACUAUGAAAUACAUGCUAUCCCAUCGAGCUCACCUAUACAGAGGCCUUGUAGAAACAAAAGUCAAACCGCUGACGGGAUUGUCGGACGCAUGACAAGGAAACAAAAGGAGAUUGAAACCUUCAGGAGCUUUGUUGCCACACUGCAAAGCUUCAACCUCGAUGCAAGGAUCCAAAAUCAAUGGCGCAACGAGAGUUUUCGCCCCAUUGUGCACUCCGAAAUCAUCCUUUUGGAUUGGCUAGAGAAUAAUGGCGGCAUCGAGCCUUAUAGGUUCUUCAAUGGCUGGAUGUACAUCGGUAGUAGUAAACCUACAUGUAGGCUCUGCCACUACUAUUUCGAGGCACAUGGAUCAGGGGUAGAACACCGUCCUAGCCAUGAGAACCUCUACAUCAGUUGGCGGUUCCCUGAUGUUUUCGUAUCUCAGGGCAACCAAGCACGAGACUUAAGGCAAGUAAUGAUGGAUCGGAUACUUGUCAAGAUCCGCAAGGAUGCUUUCCAGUUAGUGAGGCAGAAGGUUCCGCCAAGUUAUAAGGAACAUGACUCGAACACGUUCUCUGCUAUGAUUACAUUUCGGGAUAGCUAUAUGAUAGAUGAGAGGAGCGUCGUAGAUAUGGACGAUGUCACCUCGCUCAUGGGCGAGGUGUCGUUGGACAGAAAAUAGGAUCACUCUCUAGCUUUCUCUGAAAUAGGAACCGUCGUCCGACUUGCUUGAUAGUCCGGUCUUACUGUCAUCGCGCUAUCAUGGCCAUAUCGAGAUUUCCCAGACAACUCCCAUCCUCUCUCAAGACCC
Molecule: messenger RNA, 1969 nt
Organism: Truncatella angustata
Lineage: Eukaryota; Fungi; Ascomycota; Sordariomycetes; Amphisphaeriales; Sporocadaceae
Exons: 4
Coding region: 68-1840 (590 amino acids)
Source: RefSeq, a predicted model, not a curated record